AGCCGCUACCUAGCAUGUAGUACCUUCCACAGUUCCUUUUCAAUUUGUAGUACAUUUUUAUCUUACAUAAUUAUACUUAUUUCAUUAAUGUAAUUUUAUGUAUCAGAAAUAUAACGGUGAAACUAUGUUUAACAGCAUUCAUUGCGCUGAAUUCCAUAACAACAUUAGUGAUCUGCAAUUCAAAACAUACACCUUCGCGUGAAAAACUUUAUCCAGAAGGUGCACGUAUAAGAGAUGUUAUCAAGAGUGGCAAAAUCUAUGUAGAUAAGACCAGUGCAGCUUUCACAAUAUUAACCGAUGAAGAACGCCACAUUGGCUUAUUUCGACCAAGACGGUUUGGAAAAAGUCUGUUUUUGGAUACGUUAAAGGAAAUCCUUGAAGGUAAUAAAGAACUGUUCAAGAACUGUUAUAUAGGAACAACAAAUUAUAAUUGGAAUAUUAAGCAUAUUGUUCUAACAUUUGACUUCUCUACACUUUCUGCGAAAAAUAAAGAUGAUUUUGAAAAGUCAUUGAUGGAAGAACUUUUUAGCAUGGCGAAACUUAACAAUGUAUUUAUUGAAGGACCAACCAUGGAUAGUCUUUUGACUAAUCUUAUAGAUGAAUUAUCAAAGAAGAUUGAUAACACCACUAUCCAUGGCAUUGCUGUAUUGAUUGAUGAAUCUGAUACACCAGUUGUAAGGGACCAUCAUAAUUCAACACUCUCAAAAAACAUUUUAGUAAUAAUGGACAAUUUCUUCUGCAGUCUUAAACGCAAUGCUGGAAGCGGUAGAAUCAAGUACACUUAUGUUACUGGAGUGGGUAACUUCGCCCUUUUUCCAACUGGCUCUGGACCCAACCACAUUACGGAUAAGUCGUUACAACCUAAAUACAGUACUGCUAUAGGUUUUACAGAAGAUGAAAUUAAACAACAUUUUUCAGACUAUAUUUCUCACAUGGCGCAUACUAGAAGCCAACCUGAAAACGAGGUAACUGAGAAGAAUAUACUCGAGGAAAUGUGUGAAUGGUACAGAGGUUAUUUCUUCUCGGAAGAUACAAGUCCAAAAAAUGCUAUCUUCAACCCAUGUUCCAUAAAGCGGUAUUUUCUAAAUGGACACCCAGAACAUACUUGGUUAAUGAAUGGGAGGGCCACAGUGUUGAAAGAUGAACUUCAAAAACAUUCCUUAGAAGAGGUGUUGAAGACUUGUUACCUCACACCAAAACCUAUUUCCAAAAUCACUCUCCAAAGAAGCAUGAGCAUUGAUAACAUCAAAUUGUUACCCUUAUUUUACUACUACGGAUAUUACACCAUUAAGGAAUAUGAAGAUGGCAACUAUUAUCUUGACUUCCCAAACUUGGAGGUUAAAGAUGCCUUUUAUGAGGAGGUUGACCUAGCAGUAGAGGAUAGGGAGAAAGAAAUAAUGGAACUGAAAAACUCUCUUGAAAUCUUAGAUCUCGAUCAAUUCUUUACAACUCUAAAUAGCAUUUUUCUUCACAUCCCAAGUACCCUGUAUGAUCCCCAAUGUACAGAAGAAGCAUUUCUUAAGGCUAUGCAAGCACUGUUGACAGGUGCUGACAUUCUAGCUGAAUCCGAGUACACCUAUUCCACACCAGACAUUGUGGUCCAACUGAAAAAUAGAGUAAUUGUUUUUGAGCUGAACAAGGUCGGAGAAAAUGAGGGAGAGAAUAAAGUUAUGGAAGAAGCAUUAAAUCAAGGCAAAAAACAUGUGCAAGUUUUCCUACAUAAACAUAAACCAGUCACACUUGUAGGUGUAUGCUUUAAAACAGCUGAUCGGACAAUUGGUUGGAAAGCUAUAUAUUAUUCAGAAAGUGGAGAAGAGAUUGAACAAACCACCACAAGUCCCUAAUACAUCAGAACAUCACUCACCAAUUUACAAAAAAAAUUAAUAUCGCAAUAAGUUUGAAUUUUCAAAAACAAAUUCAUCAAAUGUUUUUUCUACGAGUACAAUAAUUGCAAAUUUUAUCAUGUUAAUCGUCGUCGUCGUGGUUCCUUGUCCUUUACAGGACAUUGGAAAUCGCAUUUUUGUGGUACCCUAACAGGAUGUUAAUACCUACUAAAAAUUUUCAUUUCCAGUUUAUUUUUCAUCUUGCUCACUACAUUGAUAUCUUUCACCUGUUUGAAGAUAAUUAGCUACAUCUUUUUGGCUUGUUUCUUCUCUCUAUCCAUACUUUUGUGAUACCUGCACAAUAGGUACCUACCUAAUUCACUUUUUGACAAUACAAACAUUCGUAAUUACUUCCAAACUCUGUUUUGUCUUCUUCUUCUCCCAUACCUAUUUUUUUUUGUUUUUUUAUUUGAGAUUUAUCCCAGCCUUAAAUCUUGAUGGAUUGUGUAAGUACUACAUAUUUUUAUUUUAUUCUUGCUGUUCUUGUUUUAAUAAUUAUAUAGGUACGUGUAUCAUAUCUGUACAUAACUUAUUACUCAAUGCAUAUUUUAUCCUGUAACCUUGGCCCUCUUUGUUUUUAUUUGAAAAUUAUUAUUUGUACAAUGUACUCAAGGAAACACUUACCUACUUACUUCAAAUCCAAUUAUGCCUGAUCAGAUCUAGUCAGAUCAGGGUUUUUAUAAUACUUACAUAAAUGAAAAAUGAUUAAACAGGACUGCA
Planococcus citri (citrus mealybug) is the source of this 2603-nucleotide messenger RNA. RefSeq lists its product as uncharacterized. The record is from RefSeq and is a predicted model, not a curated record. NCBI's taxonomy places the organism in Eukaryota, Metazoa, Arthropoda, Insecta, Hemiptera, Pseudococcidae. The transcript is spliced from 2 exons. Bases 513 to 1844 code for a protein of 443 amino acids.